Molecule: messenger RNA, 267 nt
Organism: Rodentolepis nana
Lineage: Eukaryota; Metazoa; Platyhelminthes; Cestoda; Cyclophyllidea; Hymenolepididae
Source: the annotation of a GenBank genome assembly
ACUUUGACAACCUACGCCGAGGAACAAGUUUUAGAGAAGCAGGAGGAACAACUUUGGGCCAAUUUAUUUUCUCCUUCAGAAGACAUUGUUGUGGAGUCGGCGAAAGGCAUCUCCGCUCAAUUACAAGAAUUGAGUCAUCUAGACGAAGAUGUAGUUGAAUUGGCUGACAGUCAGCUUUCUCCAAUUAUUGCAAACAAUGGGGUAAAAGAACAAACACGAAAAGAAGAAGAAGAAGAAGGAGGAGGAGGGUCAUUAAUUGAGUCUUAA